This is a messenger RNA of Triticum dicoccoides, 1029 nucleotides long. RefSeq names its product gamma-interferon-responsive lysosomal thiol protein-like. Gene Ontology annotation, molecular function: oxidoreductase activity, acting on a sulfur group of donors, disulfide as acceptor. Lineage: Eukaryota; Viridiplantae; Streptophyta; Magnoliopsida; Poales; Poaceae. The coding region runs from base 82 to 885 and encodes 267 amino acids. The record is from RefSeq and is a predicted model, not a curated record. The transcript has 5 exons.
UCGCGCAUAGAAUAGAUUCAUCCACACGCAUACCUAGCCUCGAUCUUAAACUACAGUGGCUAGUGGGUUUUCUCCGCCGCCAUGGCUCCCCUGCCUCUUCUUCCUCAGGUCCUGGUUCCAGUCCUCGUCCUGCUCUGUCUCUCUCCGGCCUGCGCUGCCCGGAGGGUCUCGGUGGCGGUCUACUACGAGACGCUGUGCCCGUUCUGCUCGGGCUUCGUCGUGAACGACCUUGCCAGGAUCUUCCGGAACGGCCUCUCCUCCAAUGUCGACCUCCGGCUCGUCCCUUUCGGCAAUGGGCGCGUCUCGCCCGACGGAUCCAUGACCUGCCAGCAUGGGGAGGAUGAGUGCCGACUCAACGCCAUACAAGCUUGCGUUAUCAGUGUCUGGCCUGAUGCGGAACGGCAUUUCCCUUUCAUAUAUUGCAUCGAGCAUUUGGUUCUGACUCAGAAAUGGGGCGCGUGGCAGUCAUGCUUUCACGAAGCUGGUCUGGUCUCUCAGCCUGUCUUGGACUGCUACAACUCAGGAUACGGUAGGCAGCUCGAACUCCGGUAUGCGGCAGAGACGAAUGCUCUCCAGCCCCCUCAUAAGUUUGUGCCUUGGGUGGUCGUGAAUGGGAGACCCCUUGGCGAUGUGAGUUGCCGCUUACUUUCAUCGGAGAAACACUUUCCUGAAUUUAUCGGUCUGAUUUGGCGUUACCUGUCAUUCUGCAAGGAUUACACCAAUUUCGAAGCCUACGUUUGCAACGCUUAUGACGGCGAACUUCCAGAGGCAUGCAGGGGAAAGCACCUGCAAAUUGCUCAGCACACAAGAGCAAGCCCAGGACACAAGAGGAAUCCAAGAGAGUUGGCCAUUGUACUUGCUUUUUGCAUCGCUCUCUGGUUCUGAAGCGCUACUUCAUCAAGAUCAACCCAAACUUUCCGGAGACAGGUCAAGAUAGUCCACUAACAAAUACUAGCAGUAGCUGCAUAUAUUGAAACGGGAAAUUGUACAUCCUUUAAAAUAGUUAUUGUUGCUUUCAUUUUACGGAAA